Molecule: messenger RNA, 1161 nt
Organism: Neohortaea acidophila
Lineage: Eukaryota; Fungi; Ascomycota; Dothideomycetes; Mycosphaerellales; Teratosphaeriaceae
Product: Zinc/iron permease
Exons: 2
Coding region: 1-1161 (386 amino acids)
Biological process (GO): zinc ion import across plasma membrane
Cellular component (GO): plasma membrane
Molecular function (GO): high-affinity zinc transmembrane transporter activity
Source: RefSeq, a predicted model, not a curated record
AUGCAAUUGCGAGCCGUCACCUGCUACAUUCUCGCGACCCCGAACGAGGAAAAGAACGACCUGGGCUCCCGCAUUUCGUCCGUCUUCGUCAUCUUCGCCAUCUCCACUGCCGUCACCUUCUUCCCGGUGCUGGCGGUGCGAGCGCCGAAGCUCAAGAUUCCCCUCUUCGUCUAUCUCUUCGCUAGGUACUUUGGUGCUGGUGUCAUUAUUGCCACGGCCUUUAUCCAUCUCCUCGACCCGGCGUACGCGGAAAUCGGGCCCCAAACCUGCGUGGGCACGACUCAGGGCUGGCGUGGCUACUCAUGGCCACCGGCAAUAGCCUUGUCGUCUGCCAUGAUUACCUUCCUGCUCGAGUUCAUCGCGGAGCGCUGGGUAGAGAAGAAAUACGGCCUGCGUCAUGCCGAGACCGCGCCUAAUGAGCCCGCGCGCUCGGGAUCCGUCGACAUGGCCAUGAUGCGCUACGAGUUGGGACGCCGCCCGUCGGUCUCCUCUGUCAGCCGCCACGCCACUCACCAAAACUUGCACUCCAGCGACCAGGAUGGCCCGAACCCCGCUGCUCUCCCUCAACGCCAGCAAACCGAGAAGAAUGAGACGGCCGUUGCGUUCAAUGAUGCCGGCCUGGGGUCGGAUGUCGACAGCAUUGACGCCGAAAAGAUGACCGACAUCGCCUUUAAGCAACAGAUCACGGCCUUUUUGAUCCUCGAGUUCGGUGUGCUCUUCCACAGCACCAUCAUCGGCCUCGCGCUCGCCACCUCCAGCCCGUCCGACUUUGCCACCCUCUACCCCGUGCUCAUCUUCCACCAGUCCUUCGAGGGUCUGGGUAUCGGCGCGCGUCUCUCCGCCAUCCCCUUCCCCAAGCACCUUCGCUGGAUGCCGUGGGCCCUGUGCGCCGGCUACGGACUCACGACCCCCAUCGCCAUCGCCGCCGGCCUCGGAGUGCGCACCACCUACAACGCCAACAGCUUCACCGCCAACGUGGUCGCCGGCACGCUCGACUCCAUCUCGGCCGGUAUCCUGAUGUACACGGGUUUCGUCGAGCUCAUUGCCCGCGACUUCCUGUUCAACCCCGACCGCACGAACAACGACAAGCAAUUGGCCUUUAUGACCAUCUGCCUCUUCUUGGGCGCGGGUAUCAUGGCGCUGGUGGGCAAAUGGGCUUAG